Messenger RNA from Rhodofomes roseus, 306 nucleotides. RefSeq lists its product as uncharacterized. The record is from RefSeq and is a predicted model, not a curated record. NCBI's taxonomy places the organism in Eukaryota, Fungi, Basidiomycota, Agaricomycetes, Polyporales, Fomitopsidaceae. The transcript has 3 exons. Bases 1 to 306 code for a protein of 101 amino acids.
AUGGGUCAUCAAUGGCUGCACACCCACUUGUGCUUUUCUCUCCUCAACCAUGAUCUGCUGGCCCUGCUUAGCCUCUGCAACCCUCCCUAUCUGCCAUCCACUCCCAAAUACAUGUUUGAAGUCAUGCCCGCGCUGGAUUUUCCUAAGCUACCUGAUGGGUUUCCUGGACAAUUGGAGUACAAGGAGGACAAAUGGGUGUACUUCUCUUUGGCAUAUCCAUAUGGGAUCACUGCCUGGGUCAUCACUGAGCUGCCAGGCAAGUGGGUGCACAUCCCUACACCACCGGAGGACGCUAAAGGUCUGUGA